This is a messenger RNA of Prunus mume (Japanese apricot), 1255 nucleotides long. The record is from RefSeq and is a predicted model, not a curated record. NCBI's taxonomy places the organism in Eukaryota, Viridiplantae, Streptophyta, Magnoliopsida, Rosales, Rosaceae.
GAAGUUUUGGCAAAAAUCGCAGCAAUGUCAGCUUCUGCUUAAAUUAAAAACUAUUCUUCUUCUUCUUCUCCUACGCGGGACGCAAAAUGUCGAACUCCGCAGAGCAAAACCUAGCAAUAGUAGCAGCAGCAACUGAAGGAGAAGAAGCGGAACAGCGAGUUUCUGAUAACGACAACACCAGCGAGCAAUCCCAAGAAUGGGAGACCAUGGCUCGAGCUUGGCUCUGCUCGUUCCCCGAGGCCAAAGCUGUGUCCAUGGACGAGGUCGAAGCCUGGAUCGACUCCAACUUUGACUUCAUCCCAGAAGGCAUCAAAUCCAUGCCUCGCCCUGACCUCUGUCAGCGCCUUAUUUCCAUUCAGAAUUGCAUGAGACUCCCUAAUCAGGAAGAAAAGGAAGAAAACCAAGGUGAUAUCCCACAUGCUCGAUUCCAACGAACUGAUCAAUGGAGACCGGUUUAUAUUUGGUUGGAAUCUUUGGAUAAAGAUGAGGUGGUUAAGUCCAAAGAUAUAUCUGACUGGCUAACUGAGAAUCCAGAUAUUCAAGAACAGUUGUGCUCUAGGCAUUCUCGGUAUCAUUUGAUGCAUUACAUCAAGAAGUGCCAUAUGAAGAUACUAAAGAGGCGGGAAAAGAAGAAGGUAUUGAAUACUUCUUGUUUUAGCUCAAUUAGCCUAGAAAUUUUCAAGCGUCUGUCUGAAGAUGCAGAUGCUUCCUCAAUUUGGACCACAUCAGGCGUCCAGCAGCCUGACACACCAGCCCCUCUAAAGGUUCACAAAGAUGUGUUGAUGAAACAGCCAGCUCAGCUGCCAUCUCCACUCUCUGUUUGCAAUUCAUUGAUCAAUGUACCAAAAGAUAGUGAUGUAUAUUUGACAAAACGAAAGGAAGCACUUCAGAAAUACGAGAUCUUAGCGGAGUUGGAGAAGCUGCUUGCCCCCACCUUUUUAAAACGUGAAGAUGGAAACAAAUGAAGGGAUUUUGAAACACCGAACUUGUAUCUGUGUCCUGCCUGCAUGUUCGUGAUUCUGUAAUGUAGCAGGUGCUUUGCUGAUUGGUUAUAAGUUUUGGCUUUUAACUGAUCCAAAUUAUAUUUCUCUUUAGGAAAAGCCAGAGCUUCUAUCUGUAAAGCAAGCUUUGCAUAAGCUGAUUUUUAAACUAAUUUCCUUGUAAUCUUACCAGUACUUCUCCUAGAUAAAUGAAUCAUUAACCUUUAUAGACACUGACUUUCAAUUUCGUAGAUGGAAGCGUUUUGAACCGUUUC